GAACGCAUUGUUUGCGGUUCACGCUGAUGACCCUCUGCUGGUUGAGGGCGGUAUUGCAAAGGAAGCCGGAAGUGUUAUGACGGCUGGCGGUGCUGGAGGUCCUCUGUGCCUCUCCCAGGAUGUCUAGAUGUUGAAUCAUCCCUGGAGCUCCCUUGUGAUUUGUUCGAUACAUUCCAUCCCUCAAGCUAGGAUAUAAAGAAGACUAAUUCAUAAGAUCUGCUUUCAGCAACUACAAGAGAUAUUCGUGUCACAUUCCUUCAGGUGAACAUGGCAGAGGUUGAAUGGAGUUCAACUGCUAUAGACAAGGCAUGUAGAUCAUCGGUGGAAACUAUGGAGAAUAGUCCUCCAUUGAUGGCGGAAUCCAGGUAACAGAAUGGUGGAGAAUUCUCCGUCUCCUCUUCCGGAGAGAGCCAUUUAUGGCUUUGUCCUUUACUUGGCUUCUCAGUGUGGAUUUAUCUUGUAUCUGACCUGGGCUUUUGUUCCUGAAUCAUGGUUACACUCUUUAGGACUGACCUACUGGCCUCAAAAGUAUUGGGCUGUGGCUAUUCCUGUGUACCUCUUGGUGCUUCUAUGCAUUGCCUAUGUCUUUUUGUUUGGUGUGAAUUUGAUGAGUACGGCUCCCCUAGAUUCCAUAGAGACCAUCACAGACUCGUAUGCCAAAAAGCAGCAGAGCAAAGAGAGUCAAGACGAUGCCAUUCCGGCCCUUCGAGACAUUCCGCUCAGCGAAGUUAAUAGGAUGUUUUUCCUUCCACACUGUAGACAUAAUGCAAGCACCCGCCUGUCGUAGACCUGUCCUUCUAGAGUUUAUGGCUUUUUUUUUCUUCACAUAGGUCAGCUAAUUCUGAAAACCAGAUGUAAUGUUUAUUUCUUAUUUCAAGAAAUGCACUGAAAUUUCAGAAGCCAAAAAUUGUGUUAUUGGCAUUUUUCCGAUAAGAGAAAAUGGUGGCGAUAAUGGCAACGAAAAUGCACGUGACUUUACCGCGACUUUGACCUGAAUUUACUAUGCUUAUUGUGUGUUUUUCAUAGGUCAUGUGACUCAAAAACUGCAUCAAAUACGUAACACAGGUACAAUAUUGAUACAUUCUUGUUGCAUUUUCAAUGCAUUUCAACAGGGAGGUGCGUUUAUGGUGCAGUUUUUUUUUAACUGAUCAAAAAUGCAGCCAGCAGAAUUUAUAACGCCACAACGGGAGUGCAAUGGACCAGUGUGCAGGCAUACAUAGAAUUUAAAGGGAUGCAUUUUUCUUGAGCUUUUCUUGCACUAAAGGUGGCAAUAAUGGCCGACAAUUAAUUUAUAUUCAUUUAAA
This is a messenger RNA of Rana temporaria (common frog), 1304 nucleotides long. It is a transcript of the gene PIGP, whose product is annotated as phosphatidylinositol glycan anchor biosynthesis class P. Gene Ontology annotation, biological process: GPI anchor biosynthetic process. The transcript has 7 exons. The record is from RefSeq and is a predicted model, not a curated record. Gene Ontology annotation, molecular function: phosphatidylinositol N-acetylglucosaminyltransferase activity. Bases 374 to 787 code for a protein of 137 amino acids. Lineage: Eukaryota; Metazoa; Chordata; Amphibia; Anura; Ranidae.